Messenger RNA from Adineta ricciae, 2733 nucleotides. Lineage: Eukaryota; Metazoa; Rotifera; Eurotatoria; Adinetida; Adinetidae. The record is from the annotation of a GenBank genome assembly.
AUGUUUACAGAUAACAUCAUACGAAUUCUUCUUGGGAUAGGACUAACACUUUUUCUUUCCAUCGUCCUUCUUUUCUUUGGACGAGUCCAUACUGGGAUAUUCGUUCUUCUCAUCAUUUUCAGUUAUAAAUUAACUGAUUAUUAUGUACGAACAUUGAGAGAUCCAGAAAAAUCUUGUAAAUAUUGGCCGAAUUUGAUUGUGUUUUUCGAUGGAAUAAAGGAUGCGAAAUUAGAAAAACGACGACAAGAAAGUGCAAAUUGCAACUACAUACAUAAAAACCCAUGGGUUCAUUUGGUGAUUUCUGAUCGAAUAGACUCUGCUCUUGAUGAAUUUUGUAGUUUAUGUCUUCGAAAUCAUAUCGAUCCAUGGUUAUCCGUGAUCACUCGUGACCAAGGUUUUGUUCAUGAAGUCAAAUAUAUCAUUCGAUAUUUUUUAGCCACAAUGUUGCGUCGUUUACAAAAUGUUGAUAUCGGUACUUUCAUUGUUGAACGUUUGCUUCCAUUAAUAUUCCAAACAUGUGAACGGUAUAUUCAUAUGAAAGACAAACAUUCCAUCGAUGAUCCAGCUGAUUUUCUUCGAAAAAUGUAUAAAGAUGAUCUUCAUCUAGCCAUGUACAAUCGUCAAACGGAACUUCGGUACCUCAAACAGAUCAUCCACGAUCUUCUACCAAUCAUAGCACCAAAAGUGAUUUCCGAGUGCAAAGGUUCACGUAAUCUCCUACGUGAACUUCUUGUUUGUCACAUUCUACUCGAUGCAAUUGAUUCGAUAUGUCAGCCGAAUGUUUUAAAUCGUUUAUUUCAUCUAUACUUUACAACUGCAAUACAACGUCGACAAACAGCAAACAUAUCUACUUCUAGUCAAUCGUCAAAUUUAUCUGUUGAACUCCUUUCUGACUUUUGUUCGACAAAUGAUCAUAUACACAAAAAUGAAUUAGCGUUAGAUUUAACUGAUGUCAUGAACGAAAAGGAACUGAUGGGACAAUUUAGUCGAGUACUUGAUCGUCAUGGUUCGGUUGGUUUAUUGAGUAUUUACUUGUCAUUAAGCGAUGUCUUAAAUGAAAUUCCAUUAGCAUCAGAUAUUUUAGUUCAAAAAAAACUUUAUCAACGUUUGAAGCAUAUUGAUGAACGUUAUUUAAAUCCAAAAAAUUACGAAUCGUAUCUAGUUAUCAGUAAUCCAUUUGAUGAGAAUGAUACUCUUAUCGAUGAAAUAAAACAUUUAAUUUACAAUGAAUUAGAAGAAAGUAUUAAUAAUACGGAUCCGAACAAAGUGUUCAAUGUUCAACAAACAUUUGCACUGUUAUCAAAGUUUCAUUGCAAAGUCUAUGAAUUGAUUGAAGCAAAAUAUCAAGAUGAAUUUUUGAAAAGCGAUGAACACUUUCUGUAUGUAUGCGGACAACGAAUGGACUCGCCAGAGUAUCGAUUGACCGGAAAAGCAAUUGGCAAUGAUACUACGAAUAAACAUGCGUCGUCUAAACAUUACACAACAACGUCUUAUCAAGAGAUGGAGGAAAAAGAUGAUCAACAUUUGAAAUGUUCAGAUGAUGCAAUUAGCGUUUGUAGUAAUAGCUCAUUAGACGAACGAGAUUUGAGUACAUGGCAUGUUCGAAUCGAUCAUGCCGAAGAAUUACGUGGAAAUUUGAACACUAAUUCGAAAUACUAUGCUUACAUUAUCGAAAUUCAUCGCUUCGAGUCGAACACUGACAGUCCUUUACUUCAUUAUGAUGAGAAACCUCAUUCCAUAGUCGCCAGACGUUAUCAAGAUUUUUAUUUACUAGAACAAAAAUUAAGUGAAUUCCAUGGAAUUUUUUCUGAUGCUCGACUACCACCGAAGCGAUCAGCAGCCACCGCAAAAGAUCUCAAGUUUUUAGAAUCUGUCAAACCGGACUUGGAGCACUUUUUACGCCACUUGCUAUCAAAACCAACAUUACGCAACAGCGAACUGCUAUAUAACUUUCUCACACAGCCAGAUGAUUUCGCUUUGCCUAAUGGAGAAAUUAUCUUAACUAAAGUAUUCAAAGUUGUACCACGACGGUUUCGAAUUGAGAAAGGACAAGAUCUGGAACCAUUUCUCCUGUCGUUGUUGAGUUACAUUGAACCAGCCAAAGCUAAAGCUUCACAACCAAGUCCAGUAUUUAGUGAUAUCAUUGAAGAGAAGCUUCUCAAUUCUAUAUAUGGCAACAAUGCUAAUGUGAUUGAACCUUUCUUUGAUCCGACCAGUGAAGAGACUUCCAAUUACUCUGCUGAAGAUACUGAUAGUGCUUAUAACCAUGUUGUUUUUCUUAUCAAACAAGUUUUUUCAGCGUCGCCAUUAGUGAUUCACUUUUUGGAUUUAUUCCGUGUUCCAAUAAAGAACACAUUUGAUACCUACUUCGUACAUUUCAUCGAAACACGAAUGGAUGAAAUAUUGAGUAGCGAUGAAAACAUCGUUGAUGUGAUUCAUGCUCUUCGAGAUACAAUAUUUCCUAAUGUCGCAACAGAUAAAGGACCAGCGGAUAUGGUGAAUUUCGAAGAUGUGAUUGCAGUAGCUGAAGAAUUCAUACCAACUAUGAUCAAACGUAUUAUUGGUCAAGCAAACGUAGAGAAUGGUUUACAAAUCCUUUUACAACAUUUUCAAGAUCCAUUGUUGAAUAAACAAUUGUUUUAUUUGAUACUUGACGAAGCCCUAUUCGAAUUAUUUCCUGAAUUACGACUACAAUUCAGCGCAUCAAGAACAAGCACAAUGACAACAAAUUGA